UCUCGUACAUCGGAGCAGACUUUAACUGUGGACUGAAAAACUUGCACUAUUACGAGUAACUUCGUGGACUUCUACAGCAUUCUUAGUGUUGAGUUGUGGUGACAGGGUUAGAAGGGAAAGUGCAACACACUACAUUAUAAUCGUACUCCCUUGUCUGGACUCAUUGUGUGGCAGAACUUAUUUCUUUGAUUCCCGGGGAAAUAAACAUCGCUUAAGGACUUCAUGUCUGUUUAUUUUUCUAUUCACUGCCCUGAUUACUUUAGGUCAGCUGAGAUGACUGAGCUGAUGUUGAACUCUCCAUGUAUGGAUGAUAUUGGGCUAUCCCCUCGCAAGGAUGGGCUUUCUUAUCAGAUCUUUCCAGAUCCAUCAGAUUUUGAACGUUGCUGUAAGCUAAAAGACAGACUCCCUUCAAUUGUUGUAGAACCAACAGAAGGUGAUGUAGAAAGUGGUGAGCUUAGGUGGCCACCUGAAGAGUACAUGGUUGAAGAAUGCAAAGAGAGUAAUGAAGAAACGACCAAACAAGAAAACGACAAAGAACAAUAAAACUGACAAAACUCAGAUGAAGCUUUAGUAGUUUUUCAUCACAAGGGACAAAGAUGAUGCACCUGCUCUGAAUUUGGGUUAGAAACAAAAGUAGCUUGCACCUGCAAGAUCUGUUUUUGUUUGCUUGUGAGAACUUGAGCCCUCUGCAUGAUGAAAGAUUAAGAUUACUCCUGUAGAAAGGAAGUACAUGAAAUGAGGUUUUGCUGCUGAUCUCAUCAGAUUUUUUUUCUACAGACUGUAGAGGCAGCAGCAGAAACCAGUUGGAAUGGUGGAGGAAAAGCAGGCUGGAGAUGUAUUGGGAGGUUCUGCACAGUAAGGAUACCUAUGAGGUUAACAUGAGUGACACACUGUAUUGUACAUCUGUUUGCCUUUCUGUGUCAAAUUUUUUUACUUGCGUAUCAGGGUUGGGUAUGCAUUUCAUUGUGAAAUACCACUUCACUAAAAUUAAAAAUGGUGCUCUGGGAAGCUUGUAGGUUAUGCUGCCUUCUCGGUCAGGUCUGUAAUUCACACUGUCCUAGAUCUUGAUGUUAUAGUAAUAGGUAUCUGGUCUUGAAACCAACAUUUGUAAUACUGGUAUUGAUUAUGCACUGAGUGUAGUCCUUGUAGACAGAAACAAAGCUUUAUACAGCACUUAACUGAGGUCUAAAAUAAGAAACAUUGCUUCUGUUCUCUGGCUGUAACUACCAUGCUAAAUGGAGCUGAAAGGCCAAGUUUUAAGGGUUGCAUUCUUGGGCUAAAUUUUUCAUGAUGGGGAAUACAUGAGUGGUCCUAUGAGCCCUGUGGGGGUGGGGUGGAGGUUGACAUGCAGUUUGAAGAUGGUAAUUUUCUUAAUCUUUCUGGUGCUUCUACAAUAGAUCCAAACACUUGGGAAUCCUGUGUUUGUUGGCAACUCUAGAAUCAUUUGGGGACAGACCAUUUAGAGCUUGACACUCCUGUUUUGUAUAGUGGCAUGCCAUACCCAUGUGCAAACACUUUAGUUGCUGGCUGUAGCAAUCUAAUGCUCUGUCCCUGUAUGUAACUUUACAUUUUUUCCUGGACUCACAAAACCUCUUUGGAGAAGCAGGGCCUUCAUUCAUUUGAUCUGUGUAUCCUCUACCUGACAUCUUGUGUUACAAGCUGAACUCUUGUCACAUCAGUAUUAUGUGGCAUGGUUUUGCAAAGAUCUUGGUAAAAUCCUAAGUGCCUCCAUUUAGUUAACCUUGUUUUCAUUGUUUAAGCUACAUUGUAAUUUUAGAUGGGUCCUGUUUAAGCCUGAAGUAUUGCCUUGUUCAGAACAGUACUGAAGUAGCCAGUGCUAUAUGAAAUUGGUACCAUUCACAACUGUUAGAUGCCCCCUCACAUUCUGUAGUGCAUCUUUCCCCAUAGUAUUUAGUGCAUCUUUCCCCAUAGUAUUUCUAGUACUCCACUCUAAGCAGUGUUCAAUGGGCUGGAGAUGCUGCAAAAUACCAUGAAAAUGGACUGUAGACCUCAAUUUAAUGUGGAAUCAAGAUUCUUCUGCUGAACACCUUGGAUAGCAAUAAUGUCAAUGUCUUGUAGUGUCUGAGACAGAAGCUUGAGGAUUUCUUAGUUGCAUGUUUAAGGAAUGUGCAAAAUCUGGUAUCAUUUUACAGCAAAUUGGGCUUGUAAUCUUGAGUCUCGAAUACUUAUCGGAUGUAAUCAGCCUGUCAAACAGUAUCUGGAAGUCCACAAGACUUGUAGGACAAAAGGUUUUGUGCCUCCUCUCAGCCUAUGUUGCAAUGCAUUUGUUUCUGAAUGCAAGACUGACACUGGUCAGUCAUGGCAAUAUUUAGCUUGCAUGGCCAGUGUGUUGAAUUUGAUUACCCUCAUGCACGCCUUUGUCAUGUGGCUUGACUGCAGAAUUCAUCAGCCAUACAGCAGCUUUGCCUAAAAUGCACAUUGUUCUCAACCAGCUGAGUCUUCAUAGAGACUGGAUGUAAAAGGGGACCAUAGUUUGCACAUUCCUAGUGUUAAAAUGUUUAAUGUACAUUUCAUUGUAAUGUAUGUUUAAUGUAUUAUGAGAACAAAGCACUCUUGUAAAUUUGUGUUAAUAUUUUUUAUAAGGCUCAGGGAGACAGCUAGCAUUUUCUCAAACUGCUUUUUGUCACUGUGACAGUUGUAAAUAAAAGUUUGAAAGUA
Messenger RNA from Protopterus annectens (West African lungfish), 2679 nucleotides. It is a transcript of the gene LBH, whose product is annotated as LBH regulator of WNT signaling pathway. The transcript is spliced from 3 exons. Gene Ontology annotation, biological process: positive regulation of DNA-templated transcription. Bases 223 to 543 code for a protein of 106 amino acids. NCBI's taxonomy places the organism in Eukaryota, Metazoa, Chordata, Ceratodontiformes, Protopteridae. Gene Ontology annotation, cellular component: nucleus. The record is from RefSeq and is a predicted model, not a curated record.